This is a messenger RNA of Lasiosphaeria miniovina, 873 nucleotides long. RefSeq lists its product as uncharacterized. The transcript has a single exon. Bases 1 to 873 code for a protein of 290 amino acids. The record is from RefSeq and is a predicted model, not a curated record. NCBI's taxonomy places the organism in Eukaryota, Fungi, Ascomycota, Sordariomycetes, Sordariales, Lasiosphaeriaceae.
AUGCACCACGGUAGUGCAUUGGCGGAGCCCCAUUUGCAAAAGCGGACCAUGUCAAUUCACGAGGCCGGCCCAAGCGCCGAGCCUGACGACCCUUCACGACAGCGACUCGGAAUCCAUUUCGGGGUCGUCGGCCCGUCGUGCGGCGACCAGCCCUGGCUUCUUGAGCGGAAGACAGACCGGUGUCUCAAGAGCUGGCUCAUGACGGCAGAUGGGAUAUCCGCCCUGGCGGAUGCUCGCGUGCUCCGUCUGGAGUUGUGCGAGGAGUUCUUCUUCGAUACGUAUGGAGAAAACAACCAACACGGCCUGGCUAGAUCUGCUGCAGGGCAGCACCGGGACGUUCCCGUAUCACCGGCGCAGCUCAUGGCAGGGAUACGAUCUAUCCUCGUCGCACUGAAAAAGCAGUUUGACGUCGUCGAGAUCGUCGUCAACUCUCUGGGCGAGCGCAGCUGUAUGUCGGACUACUUUCCAGACGAGCUGGACGACGGACCGGGCGUCCUACGUCCCACGGACAAGGUGUACCGAGACUUCAUGGGCGAGUUUACCCGACUUGGCAAGGGCGUCGUGAAGGAGGUGCACCUAAGCGGGGUGUUUCCAGACGACUGGGUCGGCCUGAUCGAGGCUAGGAUGGGGAGUCGAGUCUCGAAGGACUUGUCGGUUUUCGCCGACGAGAUCGGCAUUUUGACGGAUCCCAAGAUUGACUGCGAGGGCGUCAUGGACCACUAUGGCCCUGCAGGGCCGACAGCAGGCUGGGAGAGGCGGAUGAGAAGAUGCCACGGCCGGGCCAAGACGAGAAUGGUCAGGGGCGCCAGUGGACGAGAGACUGGGGAUGACGCCCAGCUCGAAUUUGACCCGGGCUAUGUUUCCGAGAGUUGA